UCCGCUCGUCCUUCCCACCGCAUACAACCAGCUAGAUCUACCAUCAGCAGAGAGCUCAGCUCAUUCAGGGGUACAAGCAGGGCAGACAGGUACUUCUCGCUGUCGCUCGUCCGCGCAAGGGCGAACUCAUCCGAACAGGCUCUGCUCAGCCGAUCCGGGGAGCUAGGUCUAGCGUAGCCGUCCUCCUCCGGAUCCCAAUUGGCCGGAUUCUACUGCGACACCUGGCCGAGCCAUGUUCGAUGACUUCGUCCAAAAUUCGCGUAGUCAGCCGCAAGCUGGUCCAUCCGGAUCAGGGACAGGAGGGCAAGGAGGCUUCGAGCCUGCUGAGCCCGUAACGGACGUCCUGCCCUUGACUGCGCUUGAAACGGGCUUCGUCUCCUCCGAGAAUGGCGCCGACUACAAUGUAGACACCAGCUCCUCCUCGCCAACGCAGCCCAUCUUCCAACUGGGUCGCGUCCAAUAUGCUUUUCCCGCCCCUUUGGCACACCUCACAGUAGCGUCCAACAUCCUUACCAUGUGCCUCUACGCCUACCCCUCAGGUCCAGUCUUACCUCAGAAUCUUCCCCCUCCUCCACACUUGGUUCGCAUCAACCUCGAUGAACCGGAACGAACGCUAGAGGCUGACGUACCGCUGGGCCCGCCGGCAAGGAACAAUGCAAGGGGACAGGGAGGGCAGGCUUUGCCACUCGAUGCCUCUUCGUUGGGACCGCACAAGAUGUUCGCAGAUCCUUCGGGCAGACACCUCGUGCUCUCGAUGCGCUCAGGAGACAACUAUUACUGGGCAUCAGGCUGGAAGAAAGCGAGGCUUCUGCCCAAGUGGAAGGGAACCGUAGUCGAGAGUAUCGCAUGGCAUCCUCGCGCCAGCAGUAGCAGUAGCUCGAGCUCCUCUUCUCGCUCUUCAUCAACGCGCGAAAUCCUCGUAGGCUCACGGUCAGGCUCCAUCUUCGAGGCCGUCCUCGUUCCGCCAGCCACAAAUCCAGACGACGAUGAGUCUCAAGGCGACUUCCUCGACCGUCUGGCGCGUAGAACAGCAGGGGCUGCUUCGAGCAGCAUCGGCGUCGGCGGUUCUGGCUCAGAGAUUGACAGGGUCUUCAGAACCCUCUUCACCCUCUCAGAGCGGCAAGCCAUCAGUGGCCUGACGGUCACGCAUUUCGGCGGUGGGACAGGAGGCGGAAGAACAAAGGCUGCCGUUGUGGCCACGACUAGUACACGCAUCUACGAAUUUGUAGCCGGCAUGGGAAAGGAGCAGGGUAGGAAGGAUGAGGGCAAUGAAGCCGUUAGCGCGUAUGCGAAAGUCUUCGAGCCUUACAAGGGGACGGUACCUAAUCUCAAAUCCGAGCUUCCCGGUGCCGUCCCUCACUCCGAAUUGCGCGUCUGGUCGCCCAACAGCGAGUCCGGCCGCGUCACCACUCCAAAAGCCCUCGCCUGGCUUACAGGUCCUGGCGUCUACCAUGGACUGCUCAGCUUCGCCGACCAAGAUGUCGGGGACAGUGUCAUCGACAGCGCCAAUCUGCUGCCAUACCCGGCAGUGGUCAAUGACGACCAAGAAGGAGGAGGGGCUCAGAAUGGCGGACGAGACGGCGAAGCGGUAGCAGAGAUCCCGCUGGGUAUAGCGCUUACGGAGUUUCACUUUGUGCUCCUGUACGAAAAUCGAGUGAUGUGCAUCAGCUCCCUAGACGAUCGUCCGAUCUUCUCCUCUUCCCUCCCACUCUCACCAAACGAAAAGGUCCUAGGCACAACCGUCGACUCUCAGCGCAAGACCUACUGGAUCUACACGACCGCGAGCAUCUUUGAGCUCGUCGUUCACCAGGAAGACCGGGACGUCUGGCGCGUCUAUCUCUCUCGCGGCAGCCACGAGCUGGCACUCCGACACUGCAAGACGAGCACACAGCGCGAGCUGGUGCUUUCAGCCCAGGGAGAUAGGGCCUACGAGGAAGGAAAGUAUAUCCAGGCUGCUCAGGCGUAUGCGCAAAGUUUCGCACGCACUUUCGAGGAGGUUGUGCUUCGUCUGCUCGACGUCGAUGCCAGGGACGCUUUGCGGUACUACCUCGUCUCGCGGCUGGAGCGACUGAGGAAGAGCGACACGACACAACGUACUCUUUUGGCUACCUGGCUUGUCGAAAUGUACCUGGGCAAGCUGGACGAUCUAGACGACCUCGCCGCUUCGCAGGCUGCCAGCGCUGAUGUGGAUAAUUAUCGCGUCGAGGCUGGUUUGGUGGAGGAGGAGCUGCGUCAAUUCCUCGUUACAUACAAAGGAGAUCUCGACAGGCGGACCACCUUUUCCUUGAUCGGCAGGCAUGGGCGCAGCGAGGUCAUGCUGCAUUAUGCCGGCGUCGUGGGAGAGUGGGAGCGGGUGGUACGAUAUUGGAUCGAGCGAAAGGAGUGGGAGAAGGUGGUAGAGGUGUUGAGUGGCCUGAAGGCAGACAGCGGCCACCUCGCCCUCUACUAUCGCUUCUCGACCAUCCUCAUGCGUCACGCACCCCGCACGCUCGUCGAUGCCUGGCUACGCCAGGACGCCUUGAAGCCGCGCAAGCUCAUUCCCGCGAUGCUACAGCACAAGCCAGCAAAGGGGCAGAUGAACGAAGCAGAGCGCUACCUCCGCCACAUCAUCUGGGAGCAAGAUAACACGGACGCGGCCGUGCACAACUUCUACCUCACACUGUUGGCGGGACAAGAGAGCGAGUAUCAGCAGGCGAGCAAAGUCAAUGGCCAUCCCGACGAGAGCAAUGGCACAACGAGCGCAACCACGGAGGGCCCUCUGCUCUCCUUCCUUCUUGACGGGCCAGCCGACCCACUCACUGGAAUGCCCUACUUCGACCUCGACUACGCACUACGCCUCUGCUCCUCACGCGGGCUGCACGGCGCAAGCGUGAGGAUAUACGCCAAGAUGGGCUUGCAUGACGAAGCCGUCGACCUCGCACUUCAGGAGGGGGACGUGGACCUCGCCUGCGCCUGCGCCGAUGAAGCCGGUAGCGGGUCGAGCAGUUCCGGCGCCACAGAGGAGGAAGUAGACGCACUUCGUCGCAAGCUCUGGCUUCGAGUUGCAAAGCACGUAGUCCCCUCCUCCUCCCCCACCGCAUCCUCAGAGGAGUCUAUUCGCCACUCGAUCUCCUUCCUCUCCCUCGCCCCGCCGCAUCUACUCACGAUAGAGGAUAUCCUCCCCUUCUUCCCCGACUUCACCCUCCUCGAUCCCUUCCGCGAAGAAGUCUGCGCAGCUCUUGAUGCGCACGCUGCACGGAUUGAUACUUUGCAGGGUGAGAUGGAAGCGGCGGCUAAGAGUGCCGAGCAUAUCCGCGAGGAUAUCGCGAAGUUGAGUGAGAGAUUCGUGACAGUCGAAGAGGGGGAGCAGUGUGGUCUAGAGUGUGGGAAAGGGCCGGUGCUAGGCGGUACAGUGGGUGGAGCUGCGCAGGGACAGGGGCAGUUCUAUAUCUUCCCCUGUCGACACGCCUUCCACGCCGACUGCCUCGUGCAGGACACCACCUCUCGACUGCCCCCUCGAGCUCUGCGGCGCUUAGUAGAGAUUCAGGGCCAGCUGGCCAAAGCUGCUGGCUUGGCACCAGCGACAGCCUUGGCUGCGGCCGCUGCUACCAGCAAUGAUGCCGCGCAGAAAGGAGCGACAGCAUCCACCGUCGGGUCGCUCAGCAAGAAGACCGGCGUGCCAGCGGCCACUGCCGCCACGACCAAUUUGCUGGUGGAUCGACUGCCCGAGGCGCUCAUCUCGGUUCUCAGCGCAGGCGUCAACGUCGGCGUGGCUGGCUCAAAGCGAGUCUUUGCACCCCUGGACCCCUUCCUAUCCACCCCGGCGUACAACGCUCCUCAGCAGCAGCCAGAGAUCGAGCAAGGCGCAGCAGGCAGGCGGCGAGGCGACGAAGAGAAGGAGCGCGAGGUUGCGCGUCUGCGCGACGAGAUGGACGGAAUCAUUGCGGCUGCCUGCCCGUUGUGCGAGGGGAGCUUGGCCGAUCUGCAACGGCCAUUUGUUGGAGGCGGGGCCACUAGAGGAGCGGCGUCAGCGGCAAUGGCGAAGCGCGGCAGGGGAGGCAAGGGAGCAGAAAAGGAGGAGAGGGAGGAGGAAGAGAGAUGGGCUUUGUAGCGGUCAAGAAGGGUAAAUGCCGGUCGACGGUAUGGACGAGAAGCCUUUGGUAUUGUUUCUGGUCUGUUUGAAUAGCUAUGGAUAACUUAGAGCAUAUUCAAAGGUGAAGCCAGUUCAGUAUAGGAUAACGAGAAGGUAGCCGCUUCAAUGAUCUUGGGGACCUCCUUGGCCCCUCAUGCU
Molecule: messenger RNA, 4270 nt
Organism: Jaminaea rosea
Lineage: Eukaryota; Fungi; Basidiomycota; Exobasidiomycetes; Microstromatales
Exons: 5
Coding region: 233-4090 (1285 amino acids)
Biological process (GO): organelle fusion; endosome organization; vacuole organization
Cellular component (GO): HOPS complex; endosome
Molecular function (GO): protein-macromolecule adaptor activity
Source: RefSeq, a predicted model, not a curated record